Pseudonaja textilis is the source of this 1966-nucleotide messenger RNA. RefSeq names its product transmembrane protein 70 (gene TMEM70). Gene Ontology annotation, cellular component: mitochondrial membrane. Gene Ontology annotation, biological process: mitochondrial proton-transporting ATP synthase complex assembly. NCBI's taxonomy places the organism in Eukaryota, Metazoa, Chordata, Lepidosauria, Squamata, Elapidae. The record is from RefSeq and is a predicted model, not a curated record.
CGCCGCUUUCGGCCUCUGUAGACCCGGAAGGGGCGGCCCUUCAGCUGUGUUCGGUUUGCUUUCCUUAGUAGCUUUGGCUUCCUUCGGCCGAGAUGUUGCUGCUGGUCGGGUUAAGGCUCCACGCUCCCGGCCUAAAACUCUGGCAGCAAAGCGCGGGAAGAUGUAGGGCGCUCCAGUCGGCUAAGAGGUCGAUAGGAAUCCCGGAGAAGCGCCAACCCUUCACGGUUUCCCAUUGCAAACUGCUAACGUCGCUUAGUUCUCCCCGAGCGUUUGCAUCCCGGUUUUGGCUGGGGAAAAACAAGCAGGUUCCAUUUCUCCAUGCAGAGUCUUUAUGUCGCUUUGGUACAUCAUCCCUGGAGGAACAUUCAGAAUAUGGAAAAUUAAUUUAUUCUGGAAGUUUAUCAAGAACUGUAUUAGGAGUGAAAAUUUUCUGUUUUACCACCAGCAUAAUUACUGCUUCCAUGUUGUUUGCCAUCAUACACAAGUAUGGCUUAAAUUUUGACAAACUCUACUCGGAAAUUGCUUAUUAUAGUGCCACACUAUUCUUUAUUUUCCUAACACCACUUCUCUUACAUUUAUUUACUAGAAGGUAUGUUAUCCGUCUGUACCAUAAACAUAAAACAGAUACAUAUACAGCAAUUACAUACAGUGGCAUUUUGAGAGAAAAGCAAACGUUAUUCCAUCAGAAAGAUGUAACUGUUCCAGACAUGAGCAAGACGUUCACAACAUUUUAUGUUAAAAGAAGAGCAAUGUUUGUUAACCCAUUCCAUUUUAAUUAUGCUGAAGACUACAGUCACCUUAUGGGUUAUGACAAACCCUUUCAGUUUAAUUUGAAGGACUCAAAAAUAUAGAAUUCUAAAAUGUCAGAAUCUGUAUAUAUUAUCUGAUUUCUCUUGAUGUUCAAAAGUCUUUUACAUAUUCUAGAUGACCUAAUAUUGCUUUUUUUCAUCAUUACUCUUGUUAUUUUAAAUAUUGAUAAGCAUGAUUAAAAGUGCUUUUAUUGGCAUGGGCAUUUAGUCUACUGAGCAAAAAGAUGGUCUUUUGUUGCAUCUUUGACCCCUCUUUAGAGUCCACUAUCUGAAGAGAGGGGGAUCAAAGAGGCCAUCUAGGUUAACAUUGGAGACCCUCUCUCAACUGGGGGGGGGGGGAAUACAGCACCACUAUUUCCUGUUUACAACACAGUUCCAAGAAGGCUCCACACCCAUUUGCAGUCUGAUUCACGUGACUCUUAUAAACCCCCAAUUGGCCUUAACAACUAGAGAAAGUACUAAUGACCAGGUGACUGCAAGGAAUAUAAAUCCUACCCACCCACCCCCAGUUCAGUCAGAACUGAAAAAGCUUGUAUGAGAAGCAAAACGUCCAGGAGGUGGGACCAAAGUACGUUGCCUGUUGGAAAAGUACUUUUGUGACAACAGCAUUUAUUUCACAGAUGGAUCAAUACAAUCUUCAAAGAAUCCUCACCCAGUUCUAAGAACUAGCUCAGUUUUAAGGAUGUUUUUUAUUUCUUUAUUUUUAAGUUUCUUUUUAUUGAGAUCAUCUUCAAUUUUCUGAAAACGAUUAUUGAGGAAAUUGCAAUUCACAAUUAUGGGUAAAUAAAGAAUGGAUGAACUUCAGUACUGUAAGGGAAGUGUUUUUACCACUAGAGGGAACUGAAUCACAAUAGUGUGUGACAUUUUUAAAUGCAGGCCCCUCUAAUGGAGUGUUCAAAAAGCAUGUAUUGUAAUAUACAUGGAGCCAUAAUUGGCUUCCUAGUAAGAAAUGACAAUGGGGCAUACACAAUUUUUUUAUUUUAAAAGAAUGUUCAUAAGGGUUAUUCUGUUUUUGGAUUGUUGACGCCGAUUUCAAAUUUGAGCAUUUUUUACAAUUUCAUAUGAAAUAUCACAAGAGUUCACUAGCUCUGGCAUAAGCGACAACACUGGCAAGAUUUGUUUCUUUGUAAGACUGAUUAAUAAAAAUAAUUAAAAAU